Messenger RNA from Protopterus annectens (West African lungfish), 2603 nucleotides. RefSeq names its product copine 3 (gene CPNE3). NCBI's taxonomy places the organism in Eukaryota, Metazoa, Chordata, Ceratodontiformes, Protopteridae. The record is from RefSeq and is a predicted model, not a curated record. Bases 239 to 1816 code for a protein of 525 amino acids. Gene Ontology annotation, biological process: ERBB2 signaling pathway; cellular response to calcium ion. Gene Ontology annotation, molecular function: calcium-dependent phospholipid binding; receptor tyrosine kinase binding. The transcript is spliced from 17 exons. Gene Ontology annotation, cellular component: plasma membrane.
CAGAUAGCCCCAUUCCAUCAAGACUUUGAGACGGUUGCAGUUUUCUACAAUUUAGUAUACAGGGAAGAAAGCCACCCCCACCCUCUAUACUUUCUUAAUAAUUUUGUGGUUCCAUAGCUGUGGAGAAAAAGAAAAUCCAGCAAACACUGAAUCACUGCAGGUGCAUACAUAGAAACUGCUUCAGCUGUGCUUUCUGGACAAAACAAGGACUGGGAGAGUUCUCACAUCAGGAAGUACAAUGGCAGCACAGUGUGUGACAAAGGUAGAGCUGUCCAUCUCAUGUGAAAACCUGUUGGAUAAGGAUAUUUUGUCUAAAUCAGAUCCUUUGUGCGCACUCUAUAUAAAUGCUGGUGGAACACAAUGGGCUGAGGUUGAUCGUACCGAGAAAAUUCAGAAUUGCCUCAACCCAAAGUUUAACAAAAGAUUCUGCAUUGAUUACUUCUUUGAAGUUGUACAGAAGCUGAAGUUUGCCAUUUAUGAUAUUGAUAACCGAACAUAUGACCUGAGUGAUGAUGAUUUUCUUGGAGAAUUUGAGUGCACCCUUGGCCAACUUGUAUCCAGCAAGAAAGUGACCAGACCGCUGGUGCUUAGGGACAGAAGGCCAGCAGGGAGAGGAACAAUAACGAUUGAAGCUGAAGAACUUAAGGACAAGCGAGUAGUCUUCCUUGAAGUAGAGGCAAGAAAACUUGAUAAAAAGUACUUCUUUGGCAAAUCUGACCCUUUCCUGGAGUUUUAUAAACCGUCUUCUGAUGGCAGGUGGCAACUUGCUCACAGAACAGAGGUCAUCAAAAACAAACUUAAUCCUGUCUGGAGGCCCUUUAAAAUAUCUCUUCAAGCUUUGUGCGGUGGAGAUUUAUUUAAGCCAAUCAAGGUGGAAUGUUAUGACUACAACAAUAGUGGAUCACACAAACUUAUCGGACUUUUUCAAACUAAUGUGGAAAGAAUGUCUCAGGCAAAACUAGGGUCCUCUGUGGAAUUUGAAUGCAUCAAUGAAAAAAAGAAAAAGAAAAAAAGUUACAAAAAUUCAGGUGUAGUGAGUGUAAAAGAAUGUAGGAUUGAAUGUGAAUAUACAUUUCUUGAUUUCCUCAUGGGAGGAUGCCAGUUAAAUUUCACAGUUGGCAUAGACUUCACAGGUUCCAAUGGUGACCCUCGCUCUCCAACUUCUUUACAUUAUAUCAAUCCACAUGGCUUUAAUGAAUACUUGGCAGCAAUCUGGUCUGUAGGAUUGGUCAUUCAGGAUUAUGACUAUGACAAAUUAUUUCCUGCAUUUGGAUUUGGAGCGCAGAUUCCUCCUACAUGGCAGGUUUCACAUGAGUUUCCGUUAAAUUUUAAUCCGUCCAAUCCUUUUUGUGCUGGUAAGGAAAUGGUAAAUGAAACUUGCAGUUUUAUCUUCAGCCAGUUUAGAAGUGAGAGAUUAAAGCUAACUGAACAACCAACAGAGCAAAUGUGUCACUGUGGUGAACAAUAUUAUAUCUUGUUGAUAAUCACUGAUGGAGUGAUUACAGACCUUGAUGAAACCAGAAGUGCCAUUGUUAAUGCUUCCAAGCUUCCAAUGUCCAUUAUCAUUGUUGGUGUUGGAGCAGCAGACUUCAGUGCCAUGGAAUUCCUGGAUGGGGAUAAUAUUGUCCUUACAUCACCAACAGGAGAACCAGCUAUUAGGGAUAUUGUCCAGUUUGUGCCAUUCAGGAAGUUCCAAAAUGCACCCAAAGAAGCUUUAGCUCAGUCUGUGUUGGCAGAAGUUCCACAGCAAGUGGUGUCCUACUUCAACACGAUGAAGCUACACCCACCCAAUGAUAUGAGUUCAGCACCUUCCUAAUCAGAGUUCCACAAGGAUAUGAAGACUUCCACAGGAGUGCGGGGAUGAUGUGCAUGAGCUAAGCAUGCUGUUAUGUGCUUCUUCUGGACAUUAUUAAAAUGUGCCAUUUUUAUUUUUGUAACCUUAUAUUUAAUAUUUUUGUCUUGGAAACAAGUUGUUUACAUUUGCUUUUUUUAACUGGUGUUACAUUAGCAGCAUCUGACCAGUUAAAUAUUAGCUAGCUUUUCUACUCAUCCCUUGAUCCCAUUCAUUGGUAGUCACAUAAUAAAAUCAACAUAGGAUUGAAUAGAAGCCAUUACGCAAAGUUUGAUGCCAUGUUCAAUUAUUUUUGGCCUUGUAGUCCUUCUUAAAUUUAUUGGCUAACACUACCUCCCAUAAUGUGCCUUAAUUCUAAAAAGGAAUGUAUGUUGCCUUUAACCAUUGCUGACAAUGUCCUACUUCCACAGACCAUGAUUACGCAAGAGGAAAGGCCUGUUCACCAUAUGGUUGUGUACUUUCCUAAAACACAUUUCCAUUUCCACAGACUGAGUAUAAUAAUUUCUCUUAUUGUGUCUACAGCAAUUCAUUGAACUUAUGCACCUUUUAUUUAAAUUUGUAUAAUCUUAAUUUAAAAUAACAGCCAUUGUCUAGUUUAUGUUUACAGGUAUGGUGUUAUAAGAAAAAAAUCAGAAGACACUAUAUUCAAAAUUUUUUAUGUAUGAAUAAUAUGCAUGCUAACAUUUUUAUCUCUUACAUUUUCUGCUGCCAUCCUAUUUCAAACCUAAAUGAAUUUUGUUGUUUUCUGGGG